AUGUUCGCAGUGAGGUGGAGCACAGCUUCGAUGCUUGUGCUGGUGCUGGUGGUGGUGUUGUCGCUGGCAAGCGCAGGGGGACGUGCGACUGGUGAUGCUGGCGAAUCCACGCUGGGGCCUCUUCCGCGAGACAUGCAGAACCACACCUUUGUCUUCAUCGUUGGCGCCCAUCACAGUGGGACAACGCUCCUGGACUUGGUGCUGUGCCAACACCCAAACAUGACAUGCUUAAUGGACACGGGCGUGUCCGAGAACGAAGGACAGCAUCUGCAACACGUCUACACCGCAGACAACAAGCUGGGUGGGGUGUUUCGGUAUGGCUUCUCCCCACAGAGCUACCUCAACGACACAAGCCCGCUGUUGACAUUGUCCAAUCGCCGCAGCAUCUUCGACGCGUGGGCUGCGUUCUGGAACAUGUCCAGGCCCGUGUUGAUCGAGAAGUCACCCUCGCAUAUGGUCAAGAUGAAGUUCUUUCAGGCCAUGUUCACCCCACAGCGCACCGUGUUCCUCUUCAUGCUGCGCCACCCCCUCGGCGCAACCCACUACAGCUACGUGCGCCACCCACCACAUGCCGACUGUGGUGCGCGGCUCGUUGAGCACUGGCUCGUCAUCCACGACCAGGCCGUGCGGGACCUGCCCGCCAUCCAACGCGCCGCCGUCGUCCAGUUUGAGGCGUUCCUCGGCAGCUCCGAUGCGGAGGCAAGAGGACAUGUGGCGGCGCUGGAGCGCACGCUGGGGCUGCAACACGGCAUUAAGGUGCAGUUUGACGUGCGCUAUUCAACCAACACCAACACCAACACCAACGGCGGUGGCGGUAGUGGCAGGUGGCGGCAGAGUUUGUCGCGGUUUGGGCGGCGGUUGACGGAGUACCACGGCAACAAGCACCACGUGCGGGUGAUGGUGGGGACGGCUAUGGCGUGGGUGCGGGACUGGCAGCGGCUGAUGGACAUGAAAUCGCCCGCGUGCCAACGGUUACUUGAGACGUACGAGGAGCGGGUCAACGCAUAUGGGUACAGCUUGGCUGAUCCAACCAGGGUCGCAACACCGCACGCCAUGCGCAAGUAUCUUCUGUCCCUGGAAGCGGCCCAUCUUACAUGA
This is a messenger RNA of Salpingoeca rosetta, 1098 nucleotides long. RefSeq lists its product as uncharacterized. Bases 1 to 1098 code for a protein of 365 amino acids. The record is from RefSeq and is a predicted model, not a curated record. The transcript is spliced from 3 exons. NCBI's taxonomy places the organism in Eukaryota, Choanoflagellata, Craspedida, Salpingoecidae.